UUGGCUCUUAGAUGAACUCCCAGAGGUGCCACGUGGGCGCGAGUCCUGCGAAGUCCAUGGCGAUGUACGUGGUGAAACGAAAUGGGAAGACCCAGGAGGUGAAGUUCGACAACAUCACAAAGCGCAUUCGGACCCUUUGCCAGGGUUUGGACAUGCAGUUUAUCAAUCCCGUGCUGAUCACACAGAAGGUGGUGGAGGGCUUCUACCAGGGGAUCACCACAGCAGAGGUGGAUCGACUGGCAGCAGAAACCUGCGCCUAUAUGUCCCAGAAGCAUCCCGACUUCUCCACCUUGGCCGCACGGAUCGCAGUGAGCAACUUGCACAAGAACACGUCGGAUUCCUUCGUGGAGACCUGUCGACUGCUCUUCACCUACCGGGAUCUGCAGGGCCGGCCGGCAGCGCUGCUGGCGGAGGAUGUCUGGGAAUUCGUAGAGGCCAAUGCCGAGCGCUUGGAUGCUGCCAUGGACUAUCAGCGGGAUUUAGGAUAUGACUAUUUUGGUUUUAAGACGUUAGAACGAUCCUAUCUCCUGCGAGUCCAUGACCAGAUCGUCGAGCGGCCUCAGCAUAUGAUGUGUUCUGAUGAGGUCGAUUUGAAGCCCCGUAGCCGAAGGAUCAUGCGAACAGCUUGCGGCAUCCACUGCGGCGAUCUGCAAGCGACCUUAGAAAGCUAUGACUUUAUGUCUCGGAAGUUCUUCACGCAUGCGACGCCCACCUUGUUCAACGCCGGUACGCCGAAGCCUCAGAUGUCCUCAUGUUUUUUGCUGACUAUGAAGGAAGACAGCAUUGAGGGCAUUUACGAGACCUUGAAGCAAUGUGCGGUCAUCUCGAAGUCUGCCGGUGGCAUUGGGGUGGCCAUCAGCAAGAUCCGUGCCACUGGAAGCUAUGUGAGAGGUGCCAACGGGAAGAGCAACGGCUUGGUCCCGAUGCUGAGGACCUUCAAUGAAACUGCGAGAUACGUGGAUCAGGGCGGGGGCAGGCGCAAGGGCGCCUUUGCCAUGUAUUUAGAGCCCUGGCACGCGGACGUUUUUGAGUUCUUGGAGCUGCGAAAGAAUCAUGGGAAGGAGGAGCAACGUGCAAGGGACUUGUUCUUCGGGCUUUGGGUUCCCGAUCUCUUCAUGAAACGUGUGAAGGAGGACAAGGACUGGACGCUCUUCUGUCCCAACGAAGCCUAUGACACAGAGACUGGCAAGGGAUUGAUUGAUCUUUGGGGAGAGGACUUCGAAGCCCUCUAUGAGAAGCUGGAGGCACAGCAGAAGGGCCGGCGCACGGUGCGGGCGCAGCAGCUGUGGUUUCGGAUCAUCGAGGCACAAAUGGAGACCGGGACGCCGUACAUGCUCUACAAGGAUCACGCGAACCGGAAGUCGAACCAGCGAAACCUGGGCACCAUUCAGUGCUCCAACCUAUGUAGCGAAGUCAUUGAGUACACGGCUCCUGAUGAGGUGGCUGUUUGCAAUUUGGCAUCCAUCGCAUUGCCUGCAUUCACCAACGGAGAAGACUUCGACUUCCAGAAGCUUUACGAGGUCACGAAGGUGGUCACGCGGAACCUCAACAAAGUCAUCGAUCGGAACUACUAUCCCUUGGAGGAGGCCCGACGUUCCAAUCUGCGGCACCGGCCAGUCGGUCUGGGCGUGCAGGGCUUGGCCGAUGUCUUCUUGAUGAUGAAGCUCCCCUUCGAGAGCUCCGAAGCACAGCGCCUCAAUGAGGACAUCUUCGAGACGAUCUACUUUGCCGCUUGUGAGGCUUCUUGUGACUUGGCCAGGCAGCAUGGGAGCUACGAGAGCUACGUGGGUAGCCCUGCGAGCCAAGGCCUGUUGCAAUUCGAUCUUUGGGGCGCCCAACCGAAAAGCGGCCGAUGGGACUGGGCCCGGUUGAAGAAGGACAUGGCUCUCCACGGCCUGAGGAAUUCCUUGCUGGUGGCUCCGAUGCCCACGGCGUCCACCGCGCAGAUCUUGGGCAACAACGAGUCCUUUGAGCCCUACACGCAGAAUCUCUAUGUCCGCCGGGUCCUUUCUGGAGAGUUCGUCCAGGUGAACCGGCAUUUGCUGAAGGAUCUGAUUGCCAGGGGCCUCUACAACGAGGAGUUGCGGACGCAGCUCAUCGCAGAGAACGGCAGCGUCCAACGGUUGGAUUUGCCCGAGGACUUGAAGGCACUCUACAAGACCGUGUGGGAGAUCAAGCAGCGAGUGGUGCUGGACAUGGCUGCUGACCGUGGGAAAUACAUCGAUCAGUCACAAUCCCUGAAUGUUCACAUGGUCGACGUGACCAGUGCGAAGCUGACGUCCAUGCAUUUUCAUGGCUGGGAACGUGGCUUGAAGACUGGGAUGUAUUAUCUUCGAACGAAGGCAGCAGCAGAUGCCAUCAAGUUCACCGUAGAGGUGAAGAAGCCGAUGGGCGAGGCUGCGUCUUCACCGAGCUCCUCGAGCUCCGCUCCGAGCUCCGCGGAUCUGAACUCGGGCUACAGCUGUGUGAACUGCAGCGCUUGAAGACUUGAAGAAUGGAUCGCUUGAAGAAUGGGCUAAUGAACCUUUGAGUCCGUUUGAGCACGUCUGAGUGCGAUGCUCUGACUCGGAUGUUUUUUGAGACAUGUCGUUCUGUUGCUACGACUGAGUCGAACGCCACGUAGAGUCAGAAAAAACAGAGAACCAUGAGAUGUACAGUUGGUCACGGAGUUCUGUAAGGGGCACUCGAUUCAGC
Durusdinium trenchii is the source of this 2694-nucleotide messenger RNA. The record is from the annotation of a GenBank genome assembly. NCBI's taxonomy places the organism in Eukaryota, Dinophyceae, Suessiales, Symbiodiniaceae.